Molecule: messenger RNA, 4474 nt
Organism: Monopterus albus (swamp eel)
Lineage: Eukaryota; Metazoa; Chordata; Actinopteri; Synbranchiformes; Synbranchidae
Exons: 14
Coding region: 175-3897 (1240 amino acids)
Biological process (GO): regulation of transcription by RNA polymerase II
Cellular component (GO): nucleus
Molecular function (GO): DNA-binding transcription factor activity, RNA polymerase II-specific; RNA polymerase II transcription regulatory region sequence-specific DNA binding
Source: RefSeq, a predicted model, not a curated record
UUUUGCUUGGCCUUCUAAAUCGAUGGAGACCUCACUUCUAACAUUAUAUUUACUCUUAAACUUGUGUAAAAUUUAUUACUAUUAAAAUGAUUGAUGUACUAAAUCAAGUUCCGGUAAUUGCAAGGGGAGGGGGGUGGAUGCUCGGAGGGCUGUAGCCUGUGAUUGGUGAAACAAAUGUGUCGUCAUAUCCGCAGCAAGAACCACAAAGGUGCCUACUAUUAUUUACUUUUUUGCGCAACGGAAACAUUUACAACACGCAUAAUGGAAUAUAACGUUACAAUGUGGACAAAUCAAGAAGUCCAGGCCCUCAUCCGCUUCUGGGGAGACGAAGCCAUCCAGAGGGAACUGGAAUCGGCAGUAAGAAACGAGAAAGUCUACCAAAAGAUUUCCCAGCGGCUGGCAGAAAUGGGAAUCCAGCACACAGCAAAGCAGUGCAGGGAGAAAAUUAAAAAGAUGAAACAAGAUUACAGAAAAAUCAAGAGCCAAGAUUGGCGCGGUAAGGCAAAGCCAAAGUGGUUUGACUCCCUGGAUGCUGUUUUGAGCACCCGACCGGCUGCCGCUGGCGGCCCCAGUAGUGGACUCGAUUCGACUUGUUUGCUUCUGCAGUCCAUGCUGGAGGACUCUGAGACUUCCUUUGUUGCCACUCAGGACAGCAUGGAAGCUACCCGGCUCACCGCUGGCAGCUUCAGAGCCUCAGCAAGCUUUGCCAACACCGGGUCAUUCACCUCGGGCAGCGUGACGGACAUGGAGGAAGAAGUCUCAACACAACGACAGAGGCGCCUUAAAGAUUCAUCCACUAUAACAGACAGUCCAGGAAGCUGCAGCAACACCUUUAUACCAAGCACUAUGCUCAGCCAAACACCCUACCCCAUUGGAAACCCUCAAGACCCAGAUUUCUACUGCGUUCAGCUAGAAGAUGUGGAUGGACCCUCUACAAGCACCUCAGUUACCUCCACUGCAGUGCAGACAUCAUCAAAAGAUACAUCCCUGUGCUGCUGGUCAAAUAAAGAGGUCCAAGCAUUGUUGACAUUUUGGGCAAAUCCCUCUGUUCAAGAAGAGCUUCUCCUCAACGUGAGGAAUAGUAAAGUUUAUGCUCACCUCAGUGCCAAAUUGGCAUCACUUGGAUUUAAUAAAGCACCAAAGAAGUGCAGAGAGAAAGUCAAAAAACUGAAGCAGGAGUACAAGAAAUUCAAAAACGGGCAAUACAGGGGGGGAUGGAACAGCAGCAAUACAAAUGUAUGGUUUGCUAUUAUGGACAAUGUCCUUAGUUCCCAGGCUGCAACAACAAAACAUUUAAGAACAACAGAGCCCUCACCGCCCAGGCUGUCACAGUCUGUCCUGGAUAUGGACACUAAUUGUUUGACAGAUGAAUCUCAGUGGUUGCCGGAUGAAAUCCAAGUGUUAAUGACGCUCUGGGCACAGCCAAACAUUCAGCAACAGCUUCUCACCACAGCAGCAAAUGAUGAAGUCUUCACGUACCUCAGCAAUGAGCUUGCCUUGGUUGGCUUUAACAAGACGCCACAUCAAUGCAAUGUUAAAGUGAAUCAUCUUAAAGAGGAGUACAAAAGAAUCAAGGAAGUGGACCCAUACUGGGAAGUGAAGGGUGACUGGUUUUCUAUUUUGGAUGGUGUCCUUGGUGCUGGUGGAGAGGCUUCUGCUGAGGUGGAUUCAUCUGCAGUGCUGACACAGCCUAAAUCACACAAAGAUGAGCAUGUAAACGACACGUUGCAUGCUGUUUGGACAUCAGAUGAAGUCAAAGUGCUCCUCACCCGGUGGGCAGAGGACAACAUCCAGGAGGAGCUUCGAUCAUCCCAGAGAAAUGAGAGAGUGUUCGCUCAGCUGAGCUCGGAGCUUGCCACUCAAGGUUUCGAUAAGACCACCAGCCAAUGCAGGUCGAAAAUAAGACAGCUGAAACAAAGGUACAAAAUGAUUAAGGAACUUAAGGGCUCUAAGAAGCAAAAAAACAGAUGGUUUGUCAUUAUGGAUAAAGUCCUUGGUCAUCGCAAGCCUGAGACUAAACAAGCAGCUGCAGCCAUGGAUUUAGCCCCUAAAUCUCUGCGGAGGUCACAGCUUGGUCACCCUGAAACAGGGCAAGACUCAGGUUGCCACUUGUCCCUCUCAUCGUUGUGUCUCCUGGUUCCAACCCUGCGUCUGAUGAGUGCCUUUGCUUGGCAAGUGGUCCAGUGCUGUAAUGUGUUGCAUUAUGGAAAGGUGGAGGAGCUGGUGAGGCAGUUGACAGAGCUGGCUCCAGAGCUGCUCACUUCCAGAGACAAGGUGCAGCUGCUGCUCAGGCUAAGGGCAAGGCUUGUGUUGGAGUUGUGUCGCAGUGAGAACACAGCCAACUUGCAGAAUAUCCAGCCCCACCUGAAGGUCAUUCAAGACCUCACAAUAUGCUCCACCUGUAAUCAGGAAGAUUUGAGUCCAGGCAGAUUUCUUCUUGAUGCUGAAUUGGAGUUGGAGGAGUUGGAAAAUUCAAAGUCAAACUUUGUGGAUAUUGUCCAUACUUUGCUUGAGGACCCAGAGGAGAGAGAGAGGUUUUUCAAGGAGGUCUUUCCCCUCCACUAUGGCCAACAAUAUCAAGCCACAUUGCACACAUUAGUAUGGAAAUUCAUCUCUAGACUGGAUACUCUAUUGCCCAUCCCUGAUAUUAAACAGACUGCAGAGUGGCUCAGCACUGCUCCCAUUCUCAUGGAGGAAUGUGGACAACUAGUUUUGGAACCAGGUCACCUGAAGGCAUUAAUGCACUUCCAUCACCAACAUUCAAAAAACACAAAUGAAUGCUACUCUCGAUCUCAGAAUAUGUUUUUGCCAAGAUUGUUUUUUUCGCCUAAAGCCAACUUUAAGCAGCUUGCUUCUGAGCAACAGGAGGAGUCUACAGAUGAUGAAGAGGGAGGACUGUUUGAUAAUAGUGAAGAUGAAGAGCCAGAUGAGGAAGACCAAAGUGAAGAUGAACCAACUCUGGAGGACUGUAAUAAACAAUGUGAAGACCUGAAGUUGGAAGAUGAACAAAGUGAUGAUUUGACAGCUGCAAACUGCUCAAAUUUAAAUAAUAGUACACAUUUAAGACCGCACACGUGUGCUUUGUGCCCCUACUCUGACAGCCUAGUGUCAGGACUUCUGCAGCACAUCAGAGAUGAGCAUCUGGUCUGGGAACCCAGCCAUCUUCCCUCUAAAGAGCCUGGGAAAGACGAUGACCUUCAAUAUGGCAACAGUGAAAUGUGCACUUCUGACAGAAGGAGCACAGCAAACACUUGCGAGUACUGCGGGAAGGUCUUUAAGUAUGUGUCAUCAUUGAACUGCCACUUAAACACACACACACUGCCAUUCCGCUGUGAUGCCUGUCCGAAAAAGUAUUCCACCAAGGAGGCCCUAGAUGUGCACCGUCGGAUUCACACAGGUGAGAAGCCAUAUUUGUGUUCACACUGUGGCCGAGGCUUCAGGUCUCCGUAUACGCUUGGAUUUCAUGUUCGCAUCCAUACAGGGGACUGCCGCUAUAAAUGUAACAUUUGUGGAAAGACUUCGAUCCAACAUCUGAACAGACACAUGCGGAUGCAUAGGGGGGAAAAGAACUAUUUGUGUACGGAGUGUGGGAAGGCUUUUCUCUCCUCCCAGGAGUUAAGGCUACACAUGAGAUUUCACACAGGCGAGCGGCCUUACACGUGCCGAUACUGUGGGAGGGGUUUCAUAGCAAAGUGCCUGUUGACAGUUCAUAUGCGCCAGCAUACAGGAGAGAGCCCUUAUAGGUGUUCAAUGUGUCCAAAAGCCUUUCACACUUUGAGAGCGCAAAAAAAGCACAUGACGAUCCACUUGAACAAAAAGUCUUUCCAGUGUUUGAAGUGUGGUAAAAUAUUCAGGCAACAGGACAAUUUUAAAGUGCACGUUCAAACACACAAAUGAAAGUUGUAGCUGUUGCUUCAAUAGAAGAUGUGUACAGUGAUUGUGCAGUUUCUCAUUUUGGUUUAAACAGCACAACGGUUUGGCUAAGCAGCCUGAUACUCAAAAUACCAUACCAUGGUAUGUUUUCUUUUUUUCGCUUUGGGGGGUGGAUUUAUUUUACCAGGUUUUAAGAUAACUGUCACAGAGAUUUCUGCCUCCAUCUAACUAGUGUGGAAGUGAAAGAAGUUUGGUUUAUCACGGUCACAGCAUCGAAAAGUUAAAAUAAAAUGUUUAAACAAUACGACCACACCAUUGAAUUAGCCACUCUUUGUAACACUAGCAUUUUAUUCUGAACUUUCUGCCAAAGAAAUAGAUCCUGUAUCUGUGAUUUUGUUUUUUAGGUGAACUGGCCCUUUUAUGUAGUGAAAUUCUUGGCGCCUAAUGUCCUCCAUCAUUAAAUCUUUCUCUGUUUACUGUAACAUCCAUCUCAGGUUAGUGUAUACAAAACUUGUUCCUGUACAAUAUUUGUAAAUGUUUGCUGCAUGCAAGUCACUUGACAGUGAAAAGUACAUUUACAUAAAAUAUUUUAACUUGGAAA